Molecule: messenger RNA, 4761 nt
Organism: Ichthyophthirius multifiliis
Lineage: Eukaryota; Ciliophora; Oligohymenophorea; Hymenostomatida
Exons: 6
Source: RefSeq, a predicted model, not a curated record
AUGAUAGCUUUUUAGAUACAUUUAUUAUGGUUUAAAUAAUAUAUUCAUAUAUAAUUUAAAAUUUAAUUUAUAUUUGAAUUUUUAUUAUAAACAUAAAUAUAGAAUGAUAAUUAUUUUAAUAUAAAAGCGAAAAAAACCGGGUAUUUUUCUCAAAAAUUCCAAAAACAAGAUGAAAAGCCAUCAGAAGAAUAAAUGCAACAUGAAAAAUCAGAAAACUACAUUCUGAAAAAUUUUAACAUAUCCAUAAAAGUAAAACUCGAUUUAUUAGAAUAUCCGAAAGUUGAAAUUAAUAUAACCACAAAUGACAUAGUAAUAUUCCUAAAAUAAAACUAAGUAAGGCUAUUAAUCAAAUCUUUAAAAGAAUUAGCGAACUACAAUUCUGAAAGGCCUAAAAUAAGACCUUUAGAAAUACCUUUAGACAAUCAAUUAGUUUGUAAUGGAGCUAUGUAAUGGUGGAAAUAUAUAAUUGAUAAAGUAAUAACUUUAAAAAAAUUAUCAAUCAAAAUGAAGCAAAAAAGCUUAGUGGGUUUUUUGCGAGCUGCUAAAUAUAGAAGAUAUUAUACGAAAAAGCGAAUAAAUUCAAGGCUAAAAGAAAACGAAGUUUACUUUUUGGAAAAUUUUGAAAUGGAAUUUCCUUUAUAACAAUUAAUAAUCUUAAGAAAAAUGGCCAUUAAUAAUAUUGUCGAAAAUAAAGAAAAAUUAAAUUCGAGCAACUUUAAUCAUAAAUAUGAAGCAGAAAAAUGGUUUUAUAGUAUUGAUUAGUAUGAAUCCUUUGAUUAAAUAAUUAAUGAAAAAAUUUAAUAAGAGUAAUCACAUAACAAUUCAAAUUCUAAAAGUAAAAAAUAAUAAAUUACAUUUAACAUUGAAUUAGAUAUUUUUAGUUUCCAUAUUCUAGUAGAAGAAAACGAAAUGCUGAAAGAUAUAAAAAAUCUUCAUUAUUAAGCUAAACUAUUUAAAAACUCAUUUAGAAAUAAUCCUAAACUUUAAGAAUAAAUAUUAACUCAUAUAAAAAAAACUUUUCUUCAUGAAUUAAGUAAAAAAGGACUGAAGUAAUUUCAAGAAAAUCUAGAAAAAGACAAAAAUAAUAUCAAAAAGAUAAAUUCUUCAAAAAUAUUAGAAGGUUAAAAUUGGAAUUUUAACAAUUUGAAAAAUUCAAAAAAAUUACUUUUGCAUCUACAUAUAAAUAAUUUUUUACUCAUAUAUAGCCAAGAUAAUACUAAAUUACAAUAAAUACAAUUUGAUUUGGAUUCUUUUUAAAUAACUGACAUGCAUUCUUUAAAUAAGCAUUAUAAUAUAUUAAUGUAAAUAAACGAAGGAAUACAAAUAGUAUUCAAAAACCAAUCUUCAAAAAAUCUUUAGUAAACAGGCACCAAAGAUAAUCUAUAUAUAUCAAAUUAAAAUCUUGACAUUAACAUUCCAGUAAUAAAAAUUACUUUAACAAAGCCUUUUGUAGAGAGAUGCAAUUAAAUUAUUAGUAAAGAUUAAAAAAUGGAAAAUAAUUUAAAAGAAAAAUAAAAUGUUUAUAAAUAAGAAGAAUAUUUCAAUAAUUUCCUUAUUCAAAAAGACAUUGAGAAAACUUGCUUUACCAACAUUUCAUUUUAAAUUGGAAAAAUAAACGUUUUUAUUCCUACAAAUUAUCAAUUAUAAUCAGAAAUGUUAGCCUUAUAAAUAAAAAAAAUUUAAAUUUUAAAAAGGGAACAUGAUACUUUAAUAAAUAAAGAAGUAUAUGACGAAUAAAAUUUAAGAAUAAAAUCAGCUUCUUAAAUCUAAAUGGAUUUAUUUAAUUAAAUUUAGGAACCUUUAAUAAUCGCAAUAGAUUGCUUUAAAAUUUUAAUAGUCAAAAGUUAUGAUUGGGAGGAAAAAUAUAAUAUUUUUUUAUAUAAUUACAAGAAAGUUGAACAAAAAUCAUCUAAAAGACUAAAUACAGUCGAAUAUGAGCAAGAAGAUGUAAAAGAAUAAGUAAAAGAAGAUUAAAAUGAAAAAACUGAAGACUUUACUGAAAAAAAUGCAGGAGAGUAAGAAAUAAUACUAGAAUCGCUUUCCUUAUAAAUAAAAAUAGAAAACACUUACGCUUAAAAAGUAGUAGGCUCUAUAAUUUACCUCGAUAACAAUAAAAAGAUAAACUUGUAAAAAAAAAUAACUCCCCAAAGUCAAAUAUGUAAAAUCUAAUUACCCUUUUUAAUCAUAAAUUUAUCAAUAAAAUAACUCUAAACAAUAAUUUAUUUAUUUUAAUUAUGGAGUAUCAAAGGGUAUAAUUUUUAAACAUUAAUAAAUGAAUGGGAUGAAAAACAAAACUUAUAAUUUUAAUAAAAUGACGAAAAAAAUAGGUCUUUUAUGACUUCUUAAUUAAAAAAAUAAAUCGAAUAGCAUGUUCAUUAUCCGGAUAAUAUAAAGGAAAUGCUAAAAACGCACUUUUUUAAUACUUUAGAAGUUUUUUUAGAAGGAUUUUAAAUAAAUCUACUGGUUUGUCCAAAUGAAAAAAUCCAAAAAAUAAAAGAUUAGUUUUUCCAUUCUAAUAAUAUAUUGAGUAUUACAGGUCAUAAUGUCACAUUUUUAUCAUAAAGUAAAUUUUUUGAGAAUUUUUAAAAUAUUCAAUUGAAUGAAUUUAUUAUUUAAAAUUAAAAUUGUUGUUAGUAGAAAAUCUAGGAAAAAAUAAAGUAAUUGAGCACUAAAUAAUUGUCAGAAAGUGACUAUUAGAUGAUUAUGUUAAAAGAAUGUCCCAAAAAUAAAAAAAUAAAUCAAUUUUUAAGUAUUAAUAAUAAUAAUAAUUCGUCUUCAAAUAAUUCUGAUUUAAAAAUUAAUUUUAAUUUAAUAAAAAAAGCAGAAGGGAAUAUAGAAACUAUAAAUGAAAGUUUUGAUUAAGAUAUGAAGUAUUUUUUCAAUUAAAUAAAUUAAUAAAUAAAUGAUAAAAAUAAAGUUAAUUAAAAAUAAUAAAACGAAAAUGAAAAUCAAAUUUUUGUAGAUUUAUUAAAAUUUGAAGAAGAAAAUCUGAUGAUUAAAAAUAAAAACAAUGAAAAAUGUUCACUUUGUUUUGAAAAAAAUUCCUAAAAAAAAUUUCUUAUUUUAAAUUUUUAAUAAGGUUUUAAUAAAUUUUAAACUUAAUAAGAAGAUAUAUUACCUGAUAUUUCAGUUUCUAUUAUUUCAUAUAAUGAAUAGUAUUUUUUUGCCUAUCCAAAAUUUUAAGGAUUGAUUACUCCUUUGAAAAUUAAUUUGGAAUUAAAAAGUACGAUUCUUACUUUAGAUCCAGUUUAAAUAGCCUAUUUAAAAGGCAUUUUAGAUAUUACUUCGAUUUAUAUAAACUAAAGAAUCGAAGAUUAUAAAGAAUUUAUGUAAACGAAAGGUUUCACGGCUACAUUUUAGGAAUAAAAAACUUAAAAAAAUAAUUAAAAAAAAUUGGAGGAAAAUAAUUUAGAUGAAAAUAAUAAAGUAAUAUUGUCAAAUAUAAGAGUAGAAAUACCUUCACUGAGUGUAAUAAUGUUGCAUAAUUCAAGCCUUAAAAGUAAAGACUAAAAUAACAAAUUAUUACCUGUUUUUGUGCUUAAUAUGAAAGAUAUUUUAUUUAAUUAAAAAAACUUUGAAAACGACACUUAGAUGAAAUUUAUCUCUAAAAAUAUUUCUUUAUUUGAUGUCGGAUAAUUUUCAGGAUUACAUACUUAAAUAUUAGGUAACAUUGAAAACGGAUAAAAUGAAUUAAGUUUAGAAUUUAAUAUAAAAAAUACGGAACUAAUAAACUAAAAUAAUAAUUACUCUACAUACAUAGGAGUUAAAAUCAAGAACUCAAAAAUAGUUUUCUUAAAAAAAAAUACGAUAGAACUCCAAACAUAUAUCCUUAAAUUUCUUAUGAAUUCUAUAUAAAAUAAAACUACAGUAGAAGAUAUUAAUUUUAUGAAAAAUUAUAGCCGAUUAUUAAUUAAACAAAAACACGAUUUAAUUUAUUCAUUAAAAACUCCAAAAGCAAAACAAUAAUAAUAAAAAUUCAAAGAAAAUAAAACUGAUUAGGAAUAAGUAUACUCAGACUCAAGAAUAGAGAUAGCGAUUAUAGACUCCAUAACUUCUGUAUAUAGAAACUCUUUAAGUGAAAAAGACGGAUUAUUUCUCAAAUUUUCCAAAAUCGGAUUUUGGUUUACAGGAAAGUGGGGAAUGGAAUUUAUUUAAAAUGGUUUAAUAGACAAAGGAUUGCAUUUUUUUGAAAAUGAGACUAAUUAAACUUAAUAGGAAGUUUUUUCUUAAAGCAAUUCCUAUAGAGGUUCUUUUUAAGACGUAAUAAGUAGUUUUAAUGAGGCUGAAUUUAUAAAAAUUUAAGAAAUAUAUAAAAGCUAAAUAUAAACAGUAAGAAUUUAAAAAUAAUAAUAAACUUCUAUAUUUAAUAAUUAAUAAUAAUUUUCUAAUUAAUAAUAUAAUUCUAAUCAACAAUUUAAUUCGAAUUAAUAAAAUAAUAACUCGAAUGAUAAUUUGUUGUUUAAAAAUUAAGAAAACUUAAAUAACAUUUAACUUCUAGAAAAUAAUACAUAAACAUAAUAAUUAAAUACAGAAGCAAAUAAUUAAAGUUAAAAAUAAUAAUUUUAAAAAGUUUCAAAUAAUGUUAUAGAAGUUCAACGCAUAUUUUUAUGGGAUUUGUAAGUUUAUUCAACUGAAGAAUAUUUGAAUAAGGUAAAAUACAUAAUAUAUAUAUUUUUUAUUAAUUAAAAAAUAUUUAAUAUAGGAUUUAAUAAUUAAAGGUCCUAAAAAUAUACCUUCAGUAGAAAUAAAAAUAAUUUUUGA